Tinamus guttatus (white-throated tinamou) is the source of this 1402-nucleotide messenger RNA. The record is from RefSeq and is a predicted model, not a curated record. NCBI's taxonomy places the organism in Eukaryota, Metazoa, Chordata, Aves, Tinamiformes, Tinamidae.
GGAUGCUGUGGGGAAGAUGGAAAUGUUAUGGAGGUGGAUGGGUCUCAUCCUGGCAGAACACUGGGCCUGACCACGGCCGAGUUAAAACAUGUGUUGCAGACCAAAGAAGAAACCCCAGAAAACCUACUGCUUGAGCUGGAGAAACACGUUAUGGAUCGCUCUAAAGAAGACGAUGGCCUUGAAUCCUUACUGGACAACAUCGUUGGUGUCAGGCAAAUGCUGGAAUCAGCAGGUGAUUCUUGUCCGCUGAGUGACCAAGACACAGAGCCAGUUCUUUCUGCACCAGACUCUCUGCAGAAUUUGUUCAACAACAGGACCACGUACGUGCUGGCCGAGGUGGUGGACGAGCAGCUGAAGUCCAUGUGGUUCUCCCCCUUCCAGGCGGAAGAGAUAGACAAUGACCUGGAUAUGGUAAAAGUUGACUUAAUUGAGCUGUCAGAGAAGGGCUGCAGUGACUUUGACUUGCAAGCUGAAUUAGAGAGGUCGUUUUUGUCAGAGCCCUCGUCUCCCGGUCGUACGAAAACCACCAAAGGGUUCAAACUUGGCAAGCACAAGCACGAGACCUUCAUAACUUCAAGUGGGAAAUCCGAGUACAUUGAGCCUGCAAAGAGAGCCCAUGUCGUGCCGCCGCCACGGGGAAGAGGCAGGGGAGGAUUUGGGCAAGGGAUUCGACCACACGACAUCUUUCGGCAGAGGAAACAGAACACAAGCAGACCCCCUUCCAUGCACGUGGACGACUUUGUUGCUGCAGAAAGCAAAGAAGUGGUGGCUCCUGACGGGAUUCCGCCUGCCAAACGGCCCCCCAAAGUCUCGCAGAAGAUAUCGUCCCGUGGGGGGUUCUCGGGCAACCGCGGAGGCCGGGGGGCUUUUCACAGUCAGAACAGGUUCUUUACUCCACCUGCUUCCAAAGGAAACUACAGUCGUCGUGAAGGUGCUCGGGGCUCCAGCUGGAGUGCGCAGAGUACACCCAGGGGCACCUACAAUGACAGUAGAGGUGGUCAAAGCAAUUUUAACAGGGGUCCCCUGCCACCACUGAGACCAUUGAGUUCAGCAUUUUUUUUUUCAGCAGGUACAUGGUAUUCAUAUGGGCAUCGAACUAUAGAAAAUUCCUUGAAUUUCAUUUUUGCUUUACAAAUGAAACCGUGCAAGGAUGCUACAGACACCUUGAAAUUCAGCAAAUGUUUUAAGCAUAUAUGAACCGUUGUCACUGAGACUGUCACGUACUUGCUCUCGUACGAACCAGCCUGUAAUCCGUAAAACUUGCCGAAUUGAACACUUGACUGCAGAAUCUUAAUUUUGCAUUCAGAUUUUUGCAAUUCAGUUGUCUCCGUAACUACAUGGUAAUUAUAGAGGCAGUCGAAACAAAAAUGCUUGCCUAAAAGAAAAGUGAAAAUUAAAAGGA